GAACCCGGAAGUGGAGGAGGAGUCUCGGCGGCCUUGGCCCAGCGAGCAGACUCUGGCUGAGCCCUACCCCGGAGCGUGUGUGGGGUUGGGGGCGGGGGGCGGGCUGAAAGGCCUGGGCAGCCUGGCCCGAACGGGGCGGGGGAGGCCAUGGCCUCGGCAGAGUUGCAGGGGAAGUACCAGAAGCUGGCUCAGGAGUAUUCGAAGCUUCGGGCUCAGAAUCAAGUCCUAAAAAAAGGUGUUGUGGAUGAGCAAGCAAAUUCGGCUGCUUUAAAGGAACAACUGAAAAUGAAGGAUCAAUCUUUGAGAAAACUACAACAGGAAAUGGACAGUUUGACAUUUCGAAAUCUGCAGCUUGCCAAGAGGGUAGAACUACUUCAAGAUGAGCUAUCUCUAAGUGAACCCCGAGGCAAGAAAAACAAGAAAAGUGGAGAAUCUUCUUCUCAGUUGAGUCAAGAGCAGAAGAGUGUCUUUGAUGAAGAUCUGCAAAAGAAGAUAGAAGAGAAUGAACGAUUGCACAUACAAUUUUUUGAAGCUGAUGAACAGCACAAGCAUGUGGAAGCAGAGCUGAGGAGUCGGUUGGCUGCUCUGGAGACAGAAGCAGCCCAGCACCAAGCUGUGAUCGACGGCCUGACCCGGAAGUACAUGGAAACUAUUGAGAAGCUGCAGAAUGACAAGGCUAAGCUAGAAGUAAAAUCACAGACUCUAGAAAAAGAGGCCAAGGAAUGUCGACUUCAAACAGAAGAAUGUAAAUUACAGUUAAAGAAUCUUCAUGAAGAUCUGUCAGGUAGAUUAGAGGAAUCCCUAUCAAUCAUCAAUGAAAAAGUACCUUUUAAUGAUACAAAAUAUAGUCAGUAUAAUGCUCUGAACGUUCCACUCCACAAUCGGAGACACCAGCUCAAGAUGAGAGAUAUUGCUGGGCAGGCCCUGACUUUUGUUCAAGAUCUUGUGACAGCUCUUCUGAACUUUCAUACUUACACAGAACAGAGGAUUCAGAUUUUUCCUAUUGAUUCUGCCAUUGAUACUAUAUCUCCAUUGAAUCAGAAGUUCUCCCAGUACCUUCAUGAAAAUGCAUCCUAUGUCCGCCCUCUUGAGGAAGGAAUGCUCCAUUUAUUUGAAAGUAUUACUGAGGAUACUGUGACUGUCCUGGAAACAACUGUGAAGUUGAAGACUUUUUCAGAGCAUUUAACCUCCUACAUAUGUUUUCUUAGAAAGAUUCUUCCUUAUCAGUUAAAAAGUUUAGAAGAAGAAUGUGAAUCUUCUCUUUGCACAUCUGCAUUGAGAGCCAGGAAUCUAGAGUUGUCCCAGGACAUGAAAAAGAUGACAGCUGUGUUUGAGAAGCUGCAGACUUAUAUUGCUCUUCUCGCCUUGCCAAGUACGGAGCCAGAUGGACUCCUUCGGACAAACUACAGUUCUGUCUUAACAAAUGUUGGUGCUGCUCUGCAUGGAUUUCAUGAUGUCAUGAAAGAUAUUUCUAAACAUUAUAGUCAAAAAGCUACAAUAGAGCAUGAACUUCCAACAGCAACACAGAAGCUGAUAACAACUAAUGACUGUAUCCUCUCAUCAGUAGUGGCAUUAACAAAUGCAGCAGGAAAGAUUGCAUCUUUCUAUAGCAACAGUGUGGACUACUUCAUUGAUUCACUGAGCUAUGGGCCUAAAGCAGCGAGUGGAUUCAUUAGUCCUCUUUCAGCUGAAUGCAUGCUACAGUACAAGAAGAAAGCUGCUGCUUAUAUGAAGUCUUUGAGAAAGCCCCUUCUGGAGUCUGUGCCUUAUGAAGAAGCACUGGCAAAUCGCCGGAUCCUUCUCAGCUCUACCGAAAGCCGUGAAGGCCUUGCACAACAGGUCCAGCAGAGUUUAGAAAAGAUUUCAAAACUGGAGCAGGAAAAAGAACAUUGGAUGUUAGAAGCUCAGUUAGCCAAAAUAAAGCUAGAGAAGGAAAACCAGCGAAUUGCAGAUAAGCUGAAGAAUACAAGUAGUGGACAGUUGGUUGGGCCGGCCCAGGAAAAUGCUGCCGUGUCGAAUACUGCUGGCCAGAAGGAAGCUCCAGCCAAGUCUGUGCCAGAGGCCGUUCAGAGCACCAGUCUGAUUGGGAUUUUAACCAGGACAUCUGACAGUGAGGUUCCAGAUGUGGAAUCUCGUGAAGACCUAAUUAAAAAUCACUACAUGGCAAGGAUAGUGGAACUCACAUCUCAGUUACAGUUGGCUGACAGUAAGUCAGUGCAUUUUUAUGCUGAGUGCCGAGCACUCUCUAAAAGACUAGCCUUGGCUGAAAAGUCUAAGGAGGCAUUGACCGAAGAGAUGAAACUUGCCAGUCAGAACAUCAGCAGACUUCAGGAUGAGUUGACAACUACCAAGAGGAGUUACGAGGAUCAGUUAAGUAUGAUGAGUGACCACCUGUGCAGCAUGAACGAGACACUGUCCAAACAGAGAGAAGAGAUAGACACACUCAAGAUGUCCAGUAAGGUAUGUGAGGGAAAUUCUAAAAAGAACAAGAGUCGAUAGUUUCCACGUAGCUGGUUGGAGACUGUUCUUUCCAGAGCUGCUUCUGCUGCACAGAACUGCAGGGCCGAGACCCCAUGCCCAGUGCUGGUGGCCUCCAAGAAGCUGGAGUGCUGUUGGACUAGAGAACUAGGCAGUGGUAUAAAUGGCCUUGGGGCAUUUAAAACUUAUUUGUAACCAGGCAGUCAAACACAGAAUUGGAUGUUGGCUGUCAAAUGGAAAACAAUACACAUACCAUGGAUAUUGUAGGUUUCCUUAUGCUGUUUUUACUGUGCACUUUUUAAAAUUAGGUUUUAAUUUCAGUAUGUAAGAACAACAAAUAUUUUGUAUAUUUUCAAAUUCAAUUAUAUGGUAAAUCAAUUUGGUAUCUAUGAAAUAGAUAUAUGUUUCUGGAGAAAAGUGCUUAAAUUGUCAAACUGUCAUUACUUCUUACUAUAACUGAAAGCAGUCUUUGAAUUCUUUUUUAAAGAUUUGUUCACAUUCUCUCUGACAGGGAGGGAGUGAAUCUUGCAAACUUCAGAUCUUGUGGGUUAAUUAUCUCUUCAGCUCUUCAGUACCCUCUGUGUUAGAGUAAUAGCUAAAGGAAAUUCAUGUCAAUAAAUUCGUACUUAUAGCA
Molecule: messenger RNA, 3112 nt
Organism: Nycticebus coucang (slow loris)
Lineage: Eukaryota; Metazoa; Chordata; Mammalia; Primates; Lorisidae
Gene: PPP1R21
Product: protein phosphatase 1 regulatory subunit 21
Exons: 22
Coding region: 148-2499 (783 amino acids)
Cellular component (GO): early endosome; membrane
Source: RefSeq, a predicted model, not a curated record